Ictalurus punctatus (channel catfish) is the source of this 1310-nucleotide messenger RNA. RefSeq lists its product as uncharacterized. The record is from RefSeq and is a predicted model, not a curated record. Lineage: Eukaryota; Metazoa; Chordata; Actinopteri; Siluriformes; Ictaluridae. Bases 311 to 1111 code for a protein of 266 amino acids. The transcript is spliced from 3 exons.
GAAACCUUUUCUAAAUGAUAUAUUUACAUAGAAAUAUAAACACGAUAUUUUGAUGAUUAGUGGAGUUGCUUUCUUUUUCCACAGAAAAUCCGCCUCCCUACAGUAGCACGUUUUGCUAUGCAAAUAACCACAAUCAUCCAUUAAUAUGCAAAUGAGCUCGUGACGUCUUUAGAGAUUUGUACCUACGUGUUGUCCGUUAAACAGUUGUAGCUGGAGGAGGAGAAGAAGUCUGAGGGAACGCUUUGGAUCAUUUUCACGGACUAUUGUUGUAAAUAAUAUAAAUUUAGGAGUUAUCUCCCGUUUUUUGGCCAUGACACCACUAAUUAUAAUCGCUCUGGGGAGCUUUUUAGCCGGAGUCACGAGUCGGUCGUUACUCGGACAGAUGUCGGAGUCUCCUGAGGCGGGACAGUGCGGCCAGCUCACCGCGCCAUGGACCGACACUGAGGUCACCUCACUGUCCGGAGACUGGAGCCACAUGUACCGCCUGAAAGUCUUCCCCAUGUCUAAGGAGGGACCACAUCGAAUGGUUUUCCCGGAGCAGCCGCUGUUCCGCUUCGUUCGGCGGGUGUACAGGUGCUGUCAGAUGGGCCACCACUGCGGAGGGGUUAAAGGGCUCCAAGGCCGGGAGACUGCAGGCUCCACAGUGGAGUUUGUGCUGAGCCAGGACGUCUGGUCAGUGCCAAUACUGAGAGCCGAGGUUCAUCUUCACAUCUCCAACCCACACCAGCUGAACGUCCAGCCUCUGCUGCCCUGGCUCGAGAAACGCAACCUUCCUACGAGGUACAGUGUGUGGUGGAAGGACAGCGUGCUGGAGGUCAGGGUGGAUCUGCUCUUCCUCUUCCAGGCUCUUCAGGCUGUCAGAGGGAGGCGUGGAGGCUCCAGCGUGAUGGAGAUCCGGCGUGUCGGAGAUCUUCACUCACUCCGGGCUUCGGAAACGAGACCCACUGAGGCGCAGGGUGGGAACGGGAGGGCGGAGCGCCCCCCGCAGGUUCCUGUCGAGCUGGGCCUGGCCUUACACUGCAGCACCGUGGAGCUGAACAAACCCCUGCCGUGUGAGAGUCACGGGGUACGGCUGCUUCACACACCCUUCAUCACACUGUCUUAUGGAUAACACACACUCACACACACUGCUCUUGAUGUGUUUGUCAAAAGUGCUGUCUACUGGGACACUGUAAAUAUUCCAAAUACGCACUUCAGCAGGCCGUUUGAAUAUAUUUAAUUUAUGGGUGUUGUUUUGUGGGAAACUUAUCAAUGUAUGUAGUGUAAAUAAACACAUAGUUAUAUAUAAAAACCUUUUAUUUCUUUCUGAA